Molecule: messenger RNA, 1973 nt
Organism: Zerene cesonia (dogface butterfly)
Lineage: Eukaryota; Metazoa; Arthropoda; Insecta; Lepidoptera; Pieridae
Product: protein PFC0760c-like
Exons: 4
Coding region: 221-1810 (529 amino acids)
Biological process (GO): intracellular transport
Cellular component (GO): trans-Golgi network membrane; AP-1 adaptor complex
Molecular function (GO): clathrin binding
Source: RefSeq, a predicted model, not a curated record
CGUCAAACCCACUUCAUCAGACAUAAUUUAACUCUAUGUAUUAGUGAUUUUGUCAAUUAUUUAUUGUGAACAGCUGUCCAUUUUCUUUAUUCAAUAGAUUAUUUGCAAUGUGUUUACUUAUCUAGGAAAGCAAAUGUAAGCUUUAAUUAAAUAAGACCAUUCGAAGUCGAAAACAAUCGAAACGAUUUUCUUAUACUUAGAUCAAGUUUUGUUAUCCACAAUGUCGAUUCCUCCGUUGGUUUGCAAUACACCUCCUCCUCCAGAUCAGUGCGAAGACGACAAAGACGAAGAUUUUGAUUUACAGUAUAGGCUGUCACAAGAAGAUGAUGAAGAUAAUGAUUCUUAUGGUUAUGGAAAUUAUUCUACAUAUAGUGAUUACUGCCAACAACCAAAUGUUAACCAUAAUAUAACAACUUUUAAAUCAGAGCCUGAAAAUUGUUCUAUGAAUGCUGAAGAAAAGAAAAUCUGCAGUGAAACUUCUGAUGCUGUAGAAUUUUCAUUAAAUGAAAAUGAAACAAUUAAAAAUGAAGAUAUUGCUGUUGAAGAUUUGAAUUUGAAAAUAGAACAAGAAAAUAUUAUUUCAAAUCUUCUUGCUACACACACCCUUAAUAAUGCUGUUGACCCUGAUACUUAUGGAAUUUCAUGUAUCGUUGAUCAUUUAGAUUCUCCUGAUAAAAAUAAUGUUGUUUCAAAUGAAAAUGAGGAAGAUGAAAGUAGUGAUGAGAAAAGUAUAUCAGAAACAAAUAUUACUCCUUUUGAUACUUGUGAUAUCCAAGAAAGUUCAGAAAACACUGUAAAAAUUGGAGAAAAUAAAGUAGAAAAUCAAAAAUCAAAUGAUAUAGAUAUUGAGCAACACUUACAAAGAGAUACCAUUCAAUCUGAAGAAGUAGAAUCUGAAAUAAAAACUAUAGUUACAGAUGAGUUUGAUGAAUUUGAAGAAUUUAAAUUUACAGAAACUGCAAUAAGUAAUGCUGAAGUUACAGCAAAUUUUGAAAAUCCCUGGGAUGGGAACAAUGAUACUGAAGAGUUUAGUUUUGGUGAUUUUAAAGCAAAUUUUGAGAACAACACUGAUAAUAUUCAACCAUUUAAAGAGCAAAUUAAUAAUACUGAAGAUGCCAUUGUAAAUAAGACUGCAACAGAUAAUGCAAAUGUGGAUUUGGAUGAUGAUUUUGGAGAUUUUGAUGAUUUUAAAUCAUCAGUCAAGCAGGAAUUAGAAGACAAUCCUGCAAUUGACACAGAAUUAGCACAUCAUGUUACUGUUUUAAAUUUUCAGUCUCCAGAUAAUGAGGCACAAAUAAUUGAAAGCAUAAAUAACAUUAUAUUUAAUAUAUUUACUGAAGAUUUGCCUGAUUGUCAAUCAGAAAUAGAUAAAACUCUUGACUCAAUGUUAACUGAAACAUGGCAUCAUUUAAAAGAAGUAGAUGAGAGACAACCAUACAUGGUUCAUUGGAAUAAUUCAUUAGGUCAAAAAAGCCUAUUAAAAGCUCUGUGCAUUGACUCAAGAAAUAUUUUAUUUGGUCCAAAAUGGAACUAUUUCACACCAAAAUAUGCAACAAGUUUAAGUAUUGCACCACUUCAACCUCAGAAACCAGCAGCUGUUCCUAACACAGGUGCCUCAGAAGUGGUCAACAGUGAUAAAGUAACGCCUAAAGAUACUUCUUGGACCGAUCCUUUCAAUUCAGAGGGGCAAGACUACACAUAUGCUGAAGCUCUUCUCCUAGAUUUAGAACAUCUCAUGGCAACACUAGACCAAAUGGCUCACAAACAUUCCACACUUAAAAUAUCAGAGCUACUUUCAACGGGUAAGUAAUUUAUAUGUAGGUAUAUAUUAACUGUAAUGUACCAACAUAAUUUGUGUAACUCAAUUUGUAAAGUGUAUUUUUAUGUCAUUUGUAUUUGUUCUUGGUUCAAAUAUACUUUAUUUUAUUUUUUGCUAGCUGCGAUCCGCGAUUUCCCCCGCGUAAGUCCGUAUC